Messenger RNA from Budorcas taxicolor (takin), 5466 nucleotides. It is a transcript of the gene KIF1A, whose product is annotated as kinesin family member 1A. Gene Ontology annotation, biological process: microtubule-based movement. Bases 1 to 5466 code for a protein of 1821 amino acids. NCBI's taxonomy places the organism in Eukaryota, Metazoa, Chordata, Mammalia, Artiodactyla, Bovidae. The record is from RefSeq and is a predicted model, not a curated record. Gene Ontology annotation, molecular function: microtubule binding; ATP binding; microtubule motor activity. The transcript has 49 exons.
AUGGCCGGGGCCUCAGUGAAGGUGGCGGUGCGCGUCCGCCCCUUCAACUCCCGGGAGAUGAGCCGCGAGUCCAAGUGCAUCAUCCAGAUGUCGGGGAGCACCACCACCAUCGUUAACCCCAAACAGCCCAAGGAGACACCCAAAAGCUUCAGCUUCGACUACUCCUACUGGUCACACACAUCGCCAGAAGACAUCAACUACGCCUCCCAGAAGCAGGUGUACCGCGACAUCGGCGAGGAGAUGCUACAGCACGCCUUCGAAGGCUACAACGUCUGCAUCUUCGCCUACGGACAGACUGGGGCUGGCAAGUCCUACACCAUGAUGGGCAAGCAGGAGAAGGACCAGCAGGGCAUCAUCCCGCAGCUCUGUGAGGACCUCUUCUCCCGCAUCAAUGACACCACCAACGAUAACAUGUCCUACUCUGUGGAGGUCAGCUACAUGGAGAUUUACUGCGAGCGUGUCCGUGACCUCCUGAACCCCAAGAACAAGGGCAACCUGCGUGUGCGGGAGCACCCGCUGCUGGGUCCCUACGUGGAGGACCUGUCCAAGCUGGCGGUCACCUCCUACAAUGACAUCCAAGACCUCAUGGACUCAGGGAACAAGGCCCGGACGGUGGCAGCCACGAACAUGAACGAGACCAGCAGCCGCUCCCAUGCCGUGUUCAACAUCAUCUUCACGCAGAAGCGCCAUGAUGCGGAGACCAACAUAACCACAGAGAAAGUGAGCAAAAUCAGCCUGGUGGACCUGGCUGGGAGUGAGCGGGCUGACUCCACGGGGGCCAAGGGCACACGCCUGAAGGAGGGAGCCAACAUCAACAAGUCCCUGACCACCCUGGGCAAGGUCAUCUCUGCGCUGGCCGAGAUGGAUUCGGGGCCCAACAAGAACAAGAAAAAGAAGAAGACAGACUUCAUUCCCUACAGAGACUCGGUGCUGACCUGGCUCCUCCGGGAAAACCUAGGCGGGAACUCCAGGACCGCGAUGGUAGCGGCGCUGAGCCCUGCGGACAUCAACUAUGACGAGACGCUGAGCACCCUGAGGUACGCUGACCGGGCCAAGCAGAUCCGCUGCAACGCCGUCAUUAACGAGGACCCCAACAACAAGCUGAUCCGAGAGCUGAAGGACGAGGUGACGCGGCUGCGGGACCUGCUCUACGCCCAGGGUCUGGGCGACAUCACCGACACCAGCACUGUGCCCGGAGGACCCAGAUACGUGUCCGACCUUGAGAACAAUAACCGUAACCGUGGCGGGGUGGAGCUGAACCCAGCCCCUGACAAUCUCUCCACAGUGACCAACGCCCUGGUGGGCAUGAGCCCCUCGUCCUCACUCUCGGCCCUGUCCAGCCGCGCCGCCUCCGUGUCCAGCCUGCACGAGCGCAUCUUGUUUGCCCCGGGCAGUGAGGAGGCCAUCGAAAGGCUGAAGGAGACAGAAAAGAUAAUCGCUGAGCUCAAUGAGACCUGGGAGGAGAAGCUGCGGCGGACAGAAGCCAUCCGGAUGGAGAGGGAAGCGCUGCUGGCCGAGAUGGGCGUGGCCAUGCGGGAGGACGGUGGCACGCUGGGGGUGUUCUCUCCCAAAAAGACGCCACAUCUGGUCAACCUGAACGAGGACCCCCUCAUGUCCGAGUGCCUGCUCUACUAUAUCAAGGACGGGAUCACCAGGGUGGGCCGGGAGGACGCGGAGAAGCGGCAGGACAUUGUUCUGAGCGGGCACUUCAUCAAGGAGGAGCACUGUGUCUUCCGGAGCGAUUCCCGCGGGGGAAGCGAAGCUGUGGUGACCCUAGAGCCCUGUGAAGGGGCGGACACCUAUGUCAACGGCAAGAAAGUCACGGAGCCCAGCGUCCUGCGGUCAGGAAACCGCAUCAUCAUGGGCAAGAGCCACGUGUUCCGGUUCAACCACCCCGAGCAGGCGCGGCAGGAGCGCGAGCGCACGCCCUGCGCGGAGACGCCGGCCGAGCCCGUGGACUGGGCCUUCGCGCAGCGCGAGCUGCUGGAGAAGCAGGGCAUCGACAUGAAGCUAGAGAUGGAGCAGAGGCUCCAGGAGCUGGAGGACCAGUAUCGCAGGGAGCGCGAGGAGGCCACCUACCUGCUGGAGCAGCAGCGGCUGGACUACGAGAGCAAGCUGGAGGCCCUGCAGAAGCAGAUGGACUCCAGGUACUACCCCGAGGUGAACGAGGAGGAGGAGGAGCCCGAGGAUGAAGUCCAGUGGACCGAGCGGGAAUGCGAGCUGGCACUGUGGGCCUUCCGAAAGUGGAAGUGGUACCAGUUCACAUCGCUGCGGGACCUGCUGUGGGGCAACGCCAUAUUCCUCAAGGAGGCCAACGCCAUCAGCGUGGAGCUCAAGAAGAAGGUCCAGUUCCAGUUUGUCCUCCUCACGGACACACUCUACUCCCCGCUGCCACCUGACCUGCUGCCCCCGGAGGCCGCCAAAGACCGAGAGACUCGCCCCUUCCCACGCACCAUCGUGGCCGUGGAGGUCCAGGACCAGAAGAACGGGGCCACCCACUACUGGACGCUGGAGAAACUCAGGCAGCGGCUGGACCUGAUGCGGGAGAUGUAUGACCGGGCAGCCGAGGUGCCCUCCAGCGUCAUCGAGGACUGUGACAACGUGGUGACUGGGGGAGACCCCUUCUACGACCGCUUCCCCUGGUUCCGGCUGGUGGGCAGUUCAGUCGUCUCUGGCUGCAACAGCUACCCUCUUCUCAACACAUGCAUGAGCGAGCGCAUGGCUGCUCUCACCCCCUCCCCCACCUUCUCGAGCCCCGACUCCGACGCCACCGAGCCUGCCGAGGAGCAGAGCGUGGGGGAGGAGGAGGAGGAGGAGGAGGAGGAGGAGGAGGACCUGCAGGACGACGUCUUUCCGGAGCACGUGCUGUGCGACGGCCGGGACCCGUUUUACGACCGGCCCCCCCUGUUCAGUUUAGUAGGAAGGGCCUUCGUGUACCUCAGCAACCUGCUGUACCCCGUACCGCUGGUGCACCGCGUGGCCGUCGUCAGCGAGAAGGGCGAGGUGAAGGGCUUCCUGCGCGUGGCUGUCCAGGCCAUCUCAGCUGAUGAGGAGGCCCCUGACUAUGGCUCCGGCGUCCGCCAGUCGGGAACAGCCAAAAUCUCCUUUGACGACCAGCAUUUUGAGAAGUUCCAGGCCGAGUCCUGCCCUGGGGUGGGCAUGUCCCGCUCAGGGACCUCCCAGGAGGAGCUGCGGAUUGUGGAAGGCCAGGGCCAGGCUGCAGACUCUGGGCCCUCAGCCGACGAGGUCAACAACAACACCUGCUCAGCGGUGACCCCGGAAAGCCUCCUGGACAGUCCCGAGAAAGCCGCCCUGGACGGGCCCCUGGACACCGCCCUGGACCACCUCGGCCUGGGCAGCACCUUCACCUUCCGCGUGACUGUCCUGCAAGCGUCCAGCAUCUCUGCUGAAUACGCUGACAUCUUCUGCCAGUUCAACUUCAUCCAUCGCCAUGACGAGGCCUUCUCUACGGAGCCCCUGAAGAACACGGGGAGGGGACCCCCGCUCGGCUUCUACCACGUCCAAAACAUCGCGGUGGAGGUGACCAGGUCCUUCAUCGAGUACAUCAAGAGCCAGCCCCUCGUGUUCGAGGUCUUCGGGCACUACCAGCAGCACCCAUUCCCGCCCCUCUGCAAGGACGUGCUCAGCCCCCUGAGGCCCUCUCGCCGCCACUUCCCACGGGUCAUGCCACUGUCCAAGCCAGUGCCAGCCACCAAGCUCAGCACGCUGACGCGACCCUGCCCAGGCCCCUGCCACUGCAAGUACGACCUGCUGGUCUACUUUGAGAUCUGCGAGCUGGAGGCCAACGGCGACUACAUCCCGGCAGUGGUGGACCACCGUGGCGGGAUGCCGUGCAUGGGGACCUUCCUGCUCCACCAGGGCAUCCAGAGACGGAUCACCGUGACCCUUCUGCACGAGACAGGCAGCCACAUCCGCUGGAAGGAAGUGCGGGAGCUGGUGGUGGGUCGCAUCCGAAACACCCCGGAAACGGACGAGUCCCUGAUCGACCCUAACAUCUUGUCGCUCAGCAUCCUCUCGUCCGGAUACAUCUGCCCGGCCCAGGAUGACCGGCAGUUUCUUGAUUCGGACAUGCCUAGAACCUUUUACCAGUUUGAGGCUGCGUGGGACAGCUCCAUGCACAACUCCCUCCUGCUGAACCGGGUCACCCCUUACAGAGAGAAGAUUUACAUGACCCUCUCUGCUUAUAUUGAGAUGGAGAGCUGCGCGCAGCCGGCCGUGAUCACCAAGGACUUCUGCAUGGUCUUCUACUCACGAGAUGCCAAGCUGCCCGCCUCGCGCUCCAUCCGCAACCUGUUCGGCAGUGGAAGCCUGCGGGCCUCGGAGAGCAACCGCGUGACGGGCGUGUACGAGCUGAGUCUGUGCCACGUGGCUGACGCGGGCAGCCCAGGCAUGCAGCGGCGGCGCCGGCGAGUGCUGGACACGUCCGUGGCCUACGUCCGCGGCGAGGAGAACCUGGCGGGCUGGAGGCCACGUAGCGACAGCCUCAUCCUGGACCACCAGUGGGAGCUGGAGAAGCUGAGUCUCCUGCAGGAGGUCGAGAAGACCAGGCACUACCUGCUGCUGCGGGAGAAGCUGGAGGCGGCCCAGCGGCCCGGCCCCGAGGCACUGUCCCCCGCCUCCAGCGAGGACUCCGAGGCCCCCGGCUCCUCCAGCGCCUCCUCCCCGCUCACGGUUGAGGCCCGGCCGGCAUCCCUAGAGGCACCCAGCGAGCGUCAGCGGGAGCUGGCUUUCAAGUGCUUACGGCUCCUCACCCACUCCUUCAACAGAGAGUACACCCACAGCCACGUCUGCAUCAGCGCCAGCGAGAGCAAGCUCUCCGAGAUGUCGGUCACCCUGCUGCGGGACCCGUCCAUGUCCCCGCUGGGGGCCACCACGCUCACCCCCUCCUCCACCUGCCCCUCCCUGAUCGAGGGCCGGUAUGGGGCUGCCGACCUGAGGACCCCACAGCCCUGCUCCCGGCCGGCCAGCCCGGAGCCUGAGCCCCUGCCCGAGGUGGAUGCCAAGAAGCCCCCCUCCCCUGCCCGGGCGGCGGAAGCCGACAAGGAGCCCCAGCGCCUGCUGGUGCCUGACAUCCAGGAAAUCCGCGUCAGCCCCAUCGUCUCCAAGAAGGGCUACCUGCACUUCCUGGAGCCGCACACGGCCGGCUGGGCCAAGCGCUUCGUGGUGGUGCGGCGGCCCUACGCCUACAUGUACAAUAGUGACAAGGACGCCGUGGAGCGGUUCGUGCUCAACCUGUCCACCGCCCAAGUGGAGUACAGUGAGGAUCAGCAGGCGAUGCUCAAGACCCCCAACACGUUCGCGGUGUGCACGGAGCACCGGGGCAUCUUGCUGCAGGCCAGCAGCGACAAGGACAUGCACGACUGGCUGUACGCCUUCAACCCACUGCUGGCCGGGACCAUACGGUCCAAGCUGUCCAGAAGGAGGUCUGCCCAGAUGCGGGUCUGA